Photinus pyralis (common eastern firefly) is the source of this 729-nucleotide messenger RNA. Its product is annotated as RYamide receptor-like. Gene Ontology annotation, cellular component: membrane. Gene Ontology annotation, molecular function: neuropeptide Y receptor activity. The coding region runs from base 67 to 729 and encodes 220 amino acids. The record is from RefSeq and is a predicted model, not a curated record. The transcript has a single exon. Lineage: Eukaryota; Metazoa; Arthropoda; Insecta; Coleoptera; Lampyridae. Gene Ontology annotation, biological process: neuropeptide signaling pathway.
ACCACUUGUAGCAUAGAUUUACCGUAUUUGAAUUACGUACGUGUGACAAAUAAGCAUUACUUUUGCAUGGUAAAAGCUAUUAUGGCAUUAAUUAUGGAAAAUUCAACAUUUACAUACGAACCCAAUUCUACGUUUUAUCAAUAUGGAAAUGACUCUAAUUACACCGAAUUAGUUUGCGAUCCACAAGGGUCGGGUAACCCAAUAGAGUCACCAGAAUUUCAAAUUACCGUUUAUAUAAUGUACAGUGUUAUAUUUCUGGUAGCUGUCAUAGGAAACGGAAUAAUAUGUUAUAUAGUUUUAUCAUCAUCAAGGAUGAGGACAGUGACUAACUAUUUUAUAAUGAACUUGGCGAUUGGCGACAUAUUAAUAACUAUAUUUUGUGUGCCGUUCACCUCUGUUUCAUCCCUUCAACAGUACUGGUCCUUCGGUUCGUUACUUUGUCCAGUAGUAAAUUACUCGCAAGCCGUGUCAGUAUUUGUCAGUGCUUACACUAUGUUGGCAAUUAGUCUGGAUCGAUAUAUUGCCAUUAUGUGGCCACUGAAACCAAGAUUAUCGAAGAAGUUUGCCAUUAUGAUUAUACUUUCUGUUUGGAUUUUCGCUGGAUUAACGGCGCUUCCAAUUCCAGUAAUGACAAGUUUGGAUCAACCCAAUGAUUGGUAUAUUGCUUGUGACAGGUAUGUAAUUACUCAUGAUUUUCUGAAUUUACUCUCGGUUUUGACAAGUCAUUGA